GAAAUGGCCCUGGAAAUGGCUAAUGGCUGCGGUAAAAUUGUUAAAAAGGAAUUAAGAUUACUUUGUCGAAAUGGAGCCUACUCAAAUCAUUGAUGUGGUUAGCGUAUGAAAUAUUAUUGACUGUAUUAUUUUCGAGAGAUACCGUUGUUCCAUGACUCCUCUAAUAAAUAUUACGUUGACGGAAAAUGACAGUAUUAGAAGCAGAAGAAGACGAGGAUGAGCAGCUGGUCCCUCCUAGGAAGAAAUUUUGCCUGUCGCUCUCAGGGCGCAGCAAAUCACUCACUACAAAAACAACUACUCAGCCCCCUCGUACAUCUACCAGAGGGGGCACUCUGAAUAAAUAUCUUUUCUCAAACGAAACAGGUGAGAGCAGAAUGUUAAAUGGAUAUCGAAGUCAAUUGCCAAACUCCCAGGAGGCUAUGUGCAACACAGUAAAUAGCGGGACAGAAGGACUGCGGAUAGCAUCACUGUGCAAUCUGGGCAACACAUGUUUUUUAAACAGUGUAUUGUACACCCUACGAUUUGCACCCUCCUUUUUACACAAUCUACAUCAUCUGGCCACCGACUUAUCCAAUUUGACUGUGAAACAACUUCAAACUAAGAUGAAAUCAUCAUCACUUGGUAGAACUGGUGUAUUGCUAACAGCAAGUGGUAGUCGUAGUUGGAGCAGCAAAGAUCUUUUGGCGUUAGCAGGUCCAAUGGGAGAUUCUAAUAAACCUAAAAUACAAGUGGCUACGGAGAAGUUACACGAGUUAUUCGCAGCCUUGAGAAUUUCGGAGAUGAAAGAUAACGGUGAACCGUACCAACCUGAUGCAUUUCUACAAGCACUGAGGGAGGUAAAUCCUAUAUUUGAAGGCAAUCAGCAGCAGGAUGCACACGAGUUGUUAGUCUGUUUACUGGACAACAUACGAGAAACGUUUCAACUGCUUGUAAGGUAUAGAGAGAGUGAAUUCGGGCAGAAUGGUGGAGGAUCAGAUUUGUACAUUGAUCAAGUAAAUGAUGCACAGUCUGAAAGUAGUUCGAGUAAACGUGGCCUUCGCAAAUCAAAGAAGAAAAAAAAGUUCUCUUCCAAAGGGAGCCUGAACUUUAUCCAAUCAAGUUCAAAUGGAACUGCGCCACCUUCGAAACCAUUAGAAAAUGGUCACUUAGAAAUGGUUGAAAGUAACAGCGAACUUAUGGCACCUCAACCAGAGAGCAAAAAGUGCUUUAUUUCAGAGGAUUUUGAGGGGGUUAGCCUCCUCCGCACAACGUGUUUAGAGUGUGAACACGUGACUGAAAGAAAAGAAACAUUUUGCGAUAUUUAUGUUCCAAUAGAUACUGACCAAUCAAAUGAAAAAGAAGAGGAUAAAAGUUUAAUGGACAGUAGCGAAGUGUAUAGAAGAGCCGUAGUAACAAGUGAACUUUUGCGGGGUCGAGAUAAGUACUGGUGUGCUUGUUGCUUACGUUACAAUGAAGCGCGGCGUGCUGUGUGCUUUCCUUCCUUACCCAGGCUUCUCAUACUGCAAUUGAAAAGAUUCUCCACCACAGCAGGGUCGAUGGAGAAGAUCAACAAUCAUAUGCCAACUCCCUUAACGUUGCAGUGUUUUUGCGAAGAUUGUCUGAGUGAUAUACCAGGCACAAGUAUUAGAAGAGAAACUCGACAUGUCUACAAAUUGUAUUCAGUUAUUAUGCACCAGGGAGCAACAAUGACCGCAGGUCAUUAUGUGGCGUACACACGAUUACCGGACGAAUCUGCAUCGUCUGAAUAUUUUAAUUGUGAACGUGAUAAUAAGCGGCAAGCUCCGAUACAAAAUAAUAGUAAUACAACAUCGGACAAAUCAUCUGGUAUAAUGAAAUUCUUUAGAUCGAAAUCAAAUGUUAGUGAAAACAAAGAACAAUUAAAUGUAUUAAGAGUUGGCUGUCGCAGCAUGGAGUGUUGUGGUAUUCGUAGAAGUAAACAUGGUGGGUCGUGGCUGGAGUGUGAUGACGAAGUAGUUAGGAUAAUUCCACUGCGCGAAUUUGAAGAAAAAUUGGCUCCAAAUCCGCGCAAUUCUGCAACACCCUAUUUGUUAUUUUACGUACGGUCGACGACAUAAGCAUUCCUCUGUGCAAUUAGAUUAAUUAAUAGUUUAUAUUUAAAUAAAUCUAAGAUUUAGACCUGACACGUUAUCAUUUGAUGAAACAUUUAUGUACAGAAAAGAAUCACACACGGCAGAAUUGAAGCAUAAAUAUUGGAAAUUUUAUGAAAGUGUGAAUCACGUUGAAAUUUUCAAAUUAGGGAACACUACUUUCACUAUGAUCACCAUAUUUACUGCUGUGACCCCAAAUAUUUAUAACUUUAUUUUUUAAAAUGGUUUAGUACCUGGGCUAAGUGUACGGUUGCAAAUACAUUUUUAGUGCACAUAUAACGAUUGCUUUAUACUAUAUGUGCGACCUAGUUUUCCAAAUAUUAAUGAACGGAAAAUUUGUUCAUUUGUACAAUCGUAAUUGCUUAUACUUAUACACUUUGAGAUCGUAAGUAGAUCAAUUUAUAAAAGAACAAAUGAAUAUAUUUAUUGUUAAACGCGAGAAAACAAUGAGGGGAAUAGCGGAUGUAGACGUCGAGUAUUAAAAUUUCCAAGAUAUUAUGGACAUCAAAUUUCUCGUUAAGUACAUAGCUGUCCGUAGAAUAAAUGAAAACAUAUAUUUCAUCGUGUAAACAUGAACGUUUCUAGUAUUUGAUGCAGGUAUGUACUGUAUACAUCCGUAUUAUGUAGAACAUAAAACCUUGUUGCAAAAAUGAAUAUACAAAUCGAUACCUCCCGACACGGAUCCAUACGAUGCUGGUAAUAGAAUGUAGCAUUCACUAUACCUCAAACUAAUCCGAUACACUCCAUUUUUAACUUUUCAACUUUUCAACUUCAUCUUAGAUAUUUUUAUAAGUUCGUGAACCGUUCUUCCAAUACUCUGUAUGCCGACAAAUUUAUAACUGCCGUUUUAACUUUAUGGAUGGAUAACUGCGUUCGCAGCGUACUCUCGUUAUUUCAAUUGAAAAUAAUAUAAGUAUACAAAGUUUAAUUGACGUACAAAAUAAUUGUCGUUUUGCAAGCUAUAUGACACAAUAUUUAGUACUUCCGUUUAAACAAGUGAAUAAUUCAAGAUCGCGAAAGAAACUAAAUAUCUGACCAAAUCCAAUCGUGAAUUCGAAAUACCCAACAGUAAUAUCUCUUUAUGCACCAAAUGUUAUUUUAGUUACCUUAGCCAACUUUUCUCUGCCCAGUACAAAACGCUGCUGAAGUUCACCCAUGAUCGUAAUCAUUGAAACGUUGUUAAAUAGUACUCUGACUGCUAUCAUGUACUAUAUAUCGCAUACACUUUUUUUUACUUGUAACUGUUAAAAUAUAUUUGAAAAAAAGAAUGAAUCUAUUUUGUGAUUGCACAGUAUUUAUUUUCAUGCACAGAGCAAUGUAAUAGUUUUCGACUUCCAAACUUUACUGGUAUAUAUUUUCGUUGAACACCCGGAAGUUAUAUUUAACGUUAUAAAUAUCUUUUUAUUAAGAAUAAGAGUCGAUAGUGCGCUACCACUGGUUUGGUUUCAUGGAUCCGAAUCUGUUGUUGAAUUGUAGCUAGCACACCUGACUGGUUGUGAAUAACAUUAUUUUGAAAAUUUUAUUUCAUUUACAUUCAAACAUGAUGAUUCAAUAUAAUGUACCCAUUAAGCACAAGCAAUGCGAUAGAGUGACAAGAAAUUUGACAGUUUUCCACAACUUAUUGUUACUAAUUUAUGUUUUUGGAUGAAUUAAAAAC
Messenger RNA from Diprion similis, 3765 nucleotides. It is a transcript of the gene Usp1, whose product is annotated as ubiquitin carboxyl-terminal hydrolase 1. Gene Ontology annotation, cellular component: nucleus; cytosol. The transcript is spliced from 7 exons. Gene Ontology annotation, biological process: protein deubiquitination. The coding region runs from base 186 to 2075 and encodes 629 amino acids. Gene Ontology annotation, molecular function: cysteine-type deubiquitinase activity; cysteine-type endopeptidase activity. The record is from RefSeq and is a predicted model, not a curated record. Lineage: Eukaryota; Metazoa; Arthropoda; Insecta; Hymenoptera; Diprionidae.